AUGGCUCCUUCCUCGGUAUUCGCGGGCGUUCUGCUCAAUGCCCUCCUGCUGGUCACACCCACAACCGCUCUUGUUGGCCAGAAGGUCGCCUCUGAUUCGAUUGCGAACGCUCCUCUGUUUGAGAGCGAGCAGUUCCAGUUGACCGAUGACUACAUUAAGAAGCUUAGCGAGAGCGAGGCUGCUCUUGCGGCAUUUGGUGAGAAAGAUCAGACCCCCCCGUCUACCGACGGAUGCAAGGUCUUCCCCGGUGACGACCAGUGGCCUUCCGAGUCCACAUGGUCCACCUUGGAUGACCUUGUAGAUGGCGCACUCAUCAAGACCGUGCCUCUGGCCGCAUCUUGUUACACUUCAUGGCCACAAUAUGAUGCCCAGAAGUGCGCGUACGUCAGUGCAGAAUGGAACAACUCGAACAUUCACGCUGCUGACUCGGCCUCGGCCAUGUGGCCUCUGUUCGAGGGUAGAAGCUGCCUGCCUACCACCAAUGCCUCGGCAUCUUGUACCCUGGGUGGCUACAGUAGCUACGCUGUCAAUGUGAGCAGUGUGGCUCAGAUCCAGCUUGCUGUUAACUUUGCUCGCAAUACCGGUGUCCGCCUGGUUGUCAAGAACACCGGCCACGACUUCAACGGAAAGUCGACCGGUGCGGGUGCUCUCGGUAUCUGGACUCACCACCUCAAGAACAUUGAAUACUACGAGGAUUACCAAAUUGCUGGCUACCAGGGUCCCGCUGUCAAGAUGGGUUCUGGUGUGCAGGCCUUUGAGAUCUACCAGAAGAGCAAGGAGCUUGGUUUCACUGCCGUUGGUGGCGAAGGCAUGACUGUUGGUGUUGCUGGUGGUUAUGUUCUUGGCGGUGGCCACUCCCCCAUGUCCAGCGUCUACGGCUUGGCUGCUGAUCAAGUCCUGGCUCUUGAGGUCGUUCUGGCCAAUGGCCGCUUCGUCACAGUCACCAAGGAAAGCGAACCCGAUCUCUUCUGGGCUCUGCGCGGUGGCGGUGGUGGCACUUUCGGAGUCGUCACCUCCCUCAUUUCUCGUGUCUACCCCCAGGUUGGCGUGACUGUCUCGACUUUCAACUUCACCACUAGCGAGACUGUCUCCUCGGAUACCUUCUUCGCUGGUGUCCGAUCCUACCUUGAGCGCUUCCCUGUUAACGCUGACGCUGGUACCUACACCUACUUCUCGGUGACCCCGACCGGCCCGGACUCUUACAUCUUCCUGAUGGCCCCCUACUUCGCCGUCAACCACACCGUGGCCCAGUUCAACGCUCUCAUGAAGCCAUGGUUCGAUGAUCUUAACGAGUUGGGUAUCUCAUUCGAGCCCAUCACUACCUACUACGAUAACUUCCACGACGGCUGGGCUGCUGGUUUCCCCCGCGAGUUUGUCGGUCCUUCAACCAUGAUCACCGCCUCUCGCCUGUUCCCCCGCGAGAACUUCGAGUCCCCCACUCUGUUCAACGAAACCUUCAACGUUCUGCGCGAAACCAUCACUGAUGGCUUCUUGUUGCUUGGCUUCAACAUGAAGACCGAGGCACACGAUCUCUACGCUCCCAACGCGGCCAACCCCGCUUGGCGCCCGUCGCUGAUGCACGCUAUCACCUCGACCGCCUGGACCGACACUACUCCCGAUGCUGAGAUCCAAGCCAAGAUGGAUUACCUCACCAACAAUGUUGUCGGCAAGUGGCGCACUGUCUGCCCCGACUCCGGUGUCUACAUGGCCGAGUCGGAUAUCCAGGAGCCUAACUUGAACCAAGCAUUCUACGGUUCCAACUACGACCGCUUGUAUGAGAUCAAGAACGAGUAUGAUCCUACUUCUUUGUUCUAUGCCCCUACUGCUAUUGGCAGUGAUGACUGGGUUGUGGACAGCCUUGAUGGUCUUCCCGAUCAGAACGGUCGCUUGUGCCGCGUUUAG
Molecule: messenger RNA, 1902 nt
Organism: Penicillium paradoxum
Lineage: Eukaryota; Fungi; Ascomycota; Eurotiomycetes; Eurotiales; Aspergillaceae
Product: FAD-dependent oxidoreductase
Exons: 4
Coding region: 1-1902 (633 amino acids)
Molecular function (GO): FAD binding; oxidoreductase activity
Source: RefSeq, a predicted model, not a curated record